Messenger RNA from Fukomys damarensis (Damara mole-rat), 348 nucleotides. Its product is annotated as group IID secretory phospholipase A2. NCBI's taxonomy places the organism in Eukaryota, Metazoa, Chordata, Mammalia, Rodentia, Bathyergidae. The record is from RefSeq and is a predicted model, not a curated record. Bases 49 to 333 code for a protein of 94 amino acids. The transcript is spliced from 2 exons. Gene Ontology annotation, biological process: phospholipid metabolic process; arachidonate secretion; lipid catabolic process. Gene Ontology annotation, molecular function: calcium ion binding; phospholipid binding.
UUGGCAGGCGUGACUCCAACCCAAGGGGGGUUCCUGAACCUGAGCAAGAUGAUCAGGCAAAUGACUGGGAAGAUCGCCUUCUUCAACUACUGGUCCUAUGGCUGUCACUGCGGACUUGGUGGCACCGGCCAGCCCAAAGAUGCCACAGACUGGUGCUGCCAGAAGCAUGAUUGCUGCUACACCCACCUGAAGUCCCACCAAUGCCGGUCGCAGACAGAUUACUACAAAUACACCAUUUCCCAGGGCAACAUCCAAUGCUGUGAGUGCCCUGGCCUCAGCGAUGGAGGGAGUUUUGGCCCUCACUGCCGUUAUAGGCUGAGUGACAAUGCAUAAGGACUCAGCCUCUCU